This is a messenger RNA of Eruca vesicaria subsp. sativa (arugula), 1527 nucleotides long. The record is from the annotation of a GenBank genome assembly. NCBI's taxonomy places the organism in Eukaryota, Viridiplantae, Streptophyta, Magnoliopsida, Brassicales, Brassicaceae.
AUGGAAACUAAAAUGGUUUCAAAAGCCAAAAGACUUCACUUUAUUUUGAUCCCUCUCAUGGCUCAAGGGCAUCUAAUCCCCAUGGUUGAUAUUUCCAAGAUUCUUGCGCGACAAGGCAACAUCGUUACCCUAAUUUCAACCCCUCAAAAUGCUUCAAGAAUUGCGAAGACAGUUGAACGUGCGAGAUCAGAGUCAGGUCUCCAAAUCAACGUGGUGACAUUCCCAAUUGCCUACAAAGAAUUUGGUCUUCCUGAAAAUUGUGAGACUCUCGACACUUUGCCCUCCAAAGACCUAUUACGCAAAUUCUAUGACGCUGUGGAAAAACUCCAGGAGCCCGUAGAAAACUUUCUUGAGCAACAAGAAACCCCUCCAAGUUGCAUAAUCUCUGACAAAAGCCUUUUCUGGACGGCCAAAACCGCGAAAAGGUUCAAUAUCCCAUGGAUUUUGUUCCACGGAAUGUGUUGUUUCACUCUUUUAAGCUCCCACAACAUCCAUCUUCAUAGCCCGCACCUAUCUGUUUCUUCAGACUCGGAGCCUUUUACAAUACCAGCAAUGCCACAUAAGGUCGAGAUAGCUAGAUCUCAGUUAUCUGGUGCCUUUAGGAAACAAGCAAAUAGGGAUGACGUUCGCCGCGAGAAGAUGCGUGAAUCUGAAGCAGAAGCCUUUGGAGUUAUUGUCAAUAGCUUCCAGGAAUUGGAACCAGGCUAUGCUGAGGCCUACGCUGAGGCCAUCAAGAAGAAGGUAUGGUUUGUUGGACCUGUUUCUUUAUGCAAUACUCGUAUGGUGAACUUAUUCGAUAGAGGAAACAACUCUAACAUUGCGAUUAGUGAGACCGCAUGCUUGAAGUUUCUGGAUUCCAUGAGACCAAAGUCUGUCUUAUAUGUUUGUCUAGGUAGCCUUUGUAAACUUAUACCUAAUCAAUUGAUAGAACUAGGGUUAGGGUUAGAAGAAUCUGGAAAGCCCUUUAUUUGGGUGAUCAAGACCGAGGAAAAACACAUGAAUGCGAUAAAUGAAUGGCUAAAACUUGAAAUGUUUGAAGAGAGAGUUAAAGGUAGAGGGAUAGUGAUGAAGGGUUCGGGUCCUCAGGCUAUGAAGCCUAUGAUACUCUCACAUGGCUCGACCGGAGGGUUCUUGACUCAUUGCGGUUGGAACUCGACGAUCGAAGGGGUAUCUUUUGGUGUACCAAUGAUCACAUGGCCGAUGUUCGCUGAACAGUUUCUCAAUGAGAAACUUGUAGUGGAGGUCUUGAAGGUUGGGGUUAGGGUUGGUGUGGAGAUUCCUGUGAGAUGGGGAGACGAGGAAAGAGUUGGAGUGUCGGUCAAGAAAGAUAGUGUUGUGAAAGCUAUAAAGCUUUUGAUGGAUGACGAUUGCCAAGAUGGAAAUGAAGAUGGUGAAUUCUUGAAACGAAGGAAACGCAUUCAAGAACUUUCAGUAAUGGCGAGAGAGGCUGUGGAAGUGAAAGGAUCUUCGAGCACUAACGUUGCAAUGUUUAUCCAAGAUGUCUUAGAGAAAGUGAGUCUCGAAUAG